CUGCCCGAUCUAGUACCUCUAUUGCUUUGGCUUCACGAUUCCCAUUCAACAACAAUAGGAGAUAGCAGUCCAUGUAUAUAUAGUCAAAGCUUUUUAUCAUUCUUUAUCUUUUCGCAAAACUAUAGCGCAAAACAAACACUUGAAAAGUUGAAACACUCCAAGAAAACACACCACACCACACCACGUAAAAGUUCUAUAAGUUCUAUCAAGUUCUACCUAGUACAUUUUUGUGCUGUAUUAUUUAAUUUUUAAAUACAUAUUUCGAAAAAGAGUUUGCUGUUUUAGCUAACGAAAUCCUACAAUCAUUGUUCUCAUAAAAACCAAAUCGUCAAGAUGUCCAGCGAAGAUAAUAAUAAUUUAUUAGAUGAAGUUUCCGAACCGGAAGAUUGGAAAGCCAAUGCCAAGGAAGCAAUGAGAGAGUGGAACGCACAAUUUUACAUGUGGAAAACGUUUGACGAGUCUCAGUCUGACUUAGUCAAAACCUUCGUCGGAUUUGCAUUAUUCGGUAGGCCUAAACCUAAAUCACCCGAAUGUGAUGAAUCUUUGAUCCUGGACAUUGAUGGCAUUGAAUUGUUGCAUGAAAAGUACGACGAUGAACAGAAGAAAAAAAUCGCCGAAAUCUACAAGCUGUUUAAACCUGACGAUGGCCUAUUACGUCUAUCUCAUACUUUAUUAUACACGUCUGAAAAAGGUAUGAUGGUUUGCGUGUUUCGUCAGAUCAGACCCAUUGACGGCACUGACGAGGUGCAUUUCAUCGACUUCAACGCUCGCGUGUAUAAAUCAUGGGAUGAUUUCGUCAAAACAAACAAAUUACCAAAAUGCGAGUAUAUGGCUCCGGAAAACGGUAUUCACGAAGAAUUUAGCGAUGAAUUUGAAGUUCACGAAUCUCCAGCGUCUUCGAGACUGGGAACAGUGUGCGAUUGGGUAGCUUGCGGUGCAACGAUAGCAGCCGUUGGUCUAAGUUUUGCAGCAGCAGCCCCAGUGGCGACGGUAGUUUUGGGAGGUGGAAGUGCUGUUUAUGGAGUUCAUCAAAGCGUAAAUACUUUGCUAGAUCGAUCGAAUCAUAAACAGUCGAUAGCUCCUACAAAUCUCGAAUCUGUUGGUUGUUACAUGAACAUCGGUACUACUGCGGUUUGUGGUGCUACUACUGUCGCUGUGGCGAAAUCAGCCAGUAUAUUGGAACUAUCCGGCAGGUAUAGUUCGUUAGCUUCUAAAACUAUAUUAGGAUUGAAUUACGCUUCGGCAGGUUUCGUUGCCUCCAAUUUCGGCCUUUCCUUGUACGCUAUGCAACAUAGGCUUCGUAAUGGUGAAUUUUCCGUCUCCGAUUUGUUUGAUUUGUCGCUCAAUAUAUUUAUGAUUUACGGAACCGUAUCCAAUUUACGUCAAGUGCGUAGUUAUCUAUCGACUGUGGAAGCCAAUCCAACUCCUCCUAAAGGGUUGUCUAAAGGAGCGAGGAGGAGAUGGCGGAAAAGACAAGCUAAACUUACUGCUGCUAAAGGUUCGCUAGAAAAUCAAGGAAUGACCAAAGUAGGUGCUUGGGAUUCUGAAAUUGCUGGAGUUAUUGUCGGAGGUUCCUUCGGAAUCGGUAAAUUGAUGUUGCGGAGUUAUUACCCAGAUGUCGACGAAAUGUACGAAAGAGUUAAGAUUAUAAUUGAAGACUUUCGUCGCUUAAACAACAAUGAAAUGACUAUUGAAGAGUUUAUUGAUAAAUUUAUCCCACACGGUAAAAAUCUUUACCAAAUUCUGCGAAGGAAUUCCGAAGGAGUGUGGAACACCAUCAAAGAUCUAUUGCAACGUUUAGGUAUCAUAGCUCCUCCCGAAUCAAUUCCUGAUCUGAGUAAUAUUAUCGACGACGGUAGAAUCGCAAUUAAUAACAUCGGUGCAGAAAUUUCACCAGAAGAUGAAUCUGUGAAUGAAUCAGCGUCAUAUUUUCUCGAUGGGAAAACCGUUUAUGAAAUUAUCCUUGAUCUGAUCGAAUAUCGUAUCCGUGGAAAUCAAUCCAAUGAAGUUCUCGAUGUUGAAAAACUACUCGUGGCUUUUGCAGAAGAAAUGUCGUACGUAACGAUCGAAAUCAAGUCUAGAAUCACGCAAAAGUAUGAAGAUCUUACGUCUAAAAACGUUAAACUGCUGGGAGAAGAAAAAGCCAAACUUACACUUUCUAAAAUUGGAAUUAACUCCAAAAACGAUUUUGCCACUAAAAUACUCCCCAAGAUUAUUGAAAACUUGAAAACUGGUAUUCCCAAUAAUAUUUCUAAUACUUUUAAAAAGCAACUAGACGAAAUAUUCUCAUUUUAUCGAGAAUUAUUCCUCUUAAGAGCCGGUGAAAAUGAUAUUUCUUCGAUCAAAAUUUUGGAAACUUGCGAAAUACUAAAUAAAUCAGUCCAAAUAGUUAUGGAACCUAUCAUCUCGUGUUAUAAAAUCAGCAAAGAAAUCUACGAAGUCAACAUCGAGUUUUUUGAACACGAAAGCGCCAUGGCUUUUGUAUUCUCCGCGUUAAAUUUGAACGAUGUACAAUCGGAUUAUAAAAAUUACGACGAAUCAUUAUUCAUCAACGUAGCCAAGAAAACGAUAAACUUGACUGAAAUCCUUCCCCAACUUCUUUUCUCAGACGAAAACUCAACCGAAUAUAGGACUAAGCCGAUCAAUGAACCUGUUACCUUCACAGAUGAAUACAAAAUGGAAACGUUACUGACUACGUGCGAUUUUUACGUACAAAAAAUGGAAUCUAACGAAAUAAGUAAAAUUUAUUCCUUCGUUACUGAUAAAUUCGUUGAUAAAUUUCAAUGCCUAGCGAACCAAUCAAGUCCAACGGAUGAAAUAACAAAUAAACUCAAACCAAAUAUCGAAAAUUUGGGUGCAAAUAGUUCCGAAUCUAAUAAAAUGGAUAUCUUCAAUCAAACAGCAGAAAUGUUCAGGAAGGAAGAGUUUGUCAGUGACUUGGUCGCAGAAUAUUAUGAAAAAAUGUGCGAUAUUACUAAUUUUCACGCUCAACAUCUUAAACAUCUUGUAGCCGAUGAUGGAGCCACUAUGUAUAUGUUCAAGGUGGAAAAUCGUGACGAUAUUGAAGAAUUCAAAGAGCAGGCUGCUAAUUUAUUUAAUCUGAAUAAAGAUAAUAUUCAGGUUGUCAAGAAGAACGAAAAUUUAAUUAUUUUGAAAAAUGAAGAUAAAUACGUUGCAUUUCAGUUUAUUAAAAAUCAAACAACUGAAGCCUUAAUUAUGCAAAUAGAUGUAUCGAAGAAAAACGAAGAAAACGCAUGAAUUGUACAGUAUUUUUCUUUCAAAAAUGAUUCAAAUCCGUCCCACCCCACCUAAUUUUUUUAUAGAUUGCACGAAGUGUUACGAAUUUUUAAAAAUAAUUAUUUUACUCGUUACUAAUAUUAAUGUAUAAUUAAUAUUUGUAUGUUCAUUUUUAUUCUCACUUUUUCUACUUGAUCAGUAGAUGAACUUUUUUUUAUUUUGUAUGCCGUUGAUUAAUAUCUAGCUUUAAUUAUUUUAGUCAACUGACUGAACACUUUCAGUUAUGAUUUUAAGUGAAAUGUACUCAUUUCAGUCUAGUGUCCAACUGGCAAAAAGUGAUUUAAAAACUCAAAAUUGAGUUUGGCUAGAAUUUUUGCAGCCCAAAAUUGGGUAAAAGUGUACCCUGCAACAUUGAAAUUUUGCGAGAAAUUCAAAUCUCGUAUUUCAACAAAAAUAUUUUUUAGGCAUUUUUGAAGAAUUUUACGUCUUGGAUCAUGAUUUUUGAAAUUUUUGAUAAAGAUAUAGCUCAACUUGCCAAAAUGGUUCAAAGUUUCGACAAAAAAUAGAAAAUUUCUAUCUAAACUUUUUUCGAACAUUUUUUUUUUUUGUUUUAGGUUGCAAAAACGUCAGCCUACUGAGCACUUUCUGUAGACAAUUAGUUCAUGAGAUGAGCUCAUUAAAACUCUUGGAGAAUAAAAGACAAAACUGUGAUCUUUUACCAAAUUUGUAUUCUGAUCGAUAUAAGGUGCAAAUAUCGAAGUCGCAAAAGACAAUGAUGUUUUUAUUUUUUUAUUUUAUAAAAAUAUCUUUCUUUUUAGAAUUAGGUAAGCAUUUUGUCUUCCAUUUUCAACUCACUACACAUUUUGAGUUAGUGUCUAUCAGUUGAUUGCCCAAGGCCAAAACAAUUCAAAUUAUUGAUUUUCUUAUGAAAAUUAUUAUUUUUUGGUUGAUCUUUGUACUUAAUUAUGUAGAGAUUUAUUGUACUAACAAAAACAAUGUUCCUUUUUGUUUCCAUUGGCUGUCAUAGUUUUAUUUGUUUUUAAAAAUGGUAAUUAAAUAUCAUCAUGUUCA
This is a messenger RNA of Planococcus citri (citrus mealybug), 4308 nucleotides long. RefSeq lists its product as uncharacterized. Bases 334 to 3258 code for a protein of 974 amino acids. The transcript has 2 exons. The record is from RefSeq and is a predicted model, not a curated record. NCBI's taxonomy places the organism in Eukaryota, Metazoa, Arthropoda, Insecta, Hemiptera, Pseudococcidae.